AGGGCGAACGGUGGGCUCGGCACUCCAACUCUGACAUUCCUUCUCUUCGCGUUCCAUCAGUUUCCGUUUCGCUAUAGACAGAUCGAUCGAUCGAUCGCUGGCGAUGUCGUGAGAGUCGGUCGCUGUACCAAUCCACCCUCAGACUGGCAACAGAAGACGGACGCUUUCAAUGCAUUUGGUGCGCAUCGAGAGGGACUGGCAGAGGUGACUGAAAUUUCACGCAUUCCAGUGCGCGACUUGUUUUCCGAUCUGCGAACGAAGAUCUCGAAGGUUGGCAAUUUGCAUGCUGCUGCGAGAGAUUUCGAGCUGAGCUGAGGUGAAGUGAGAGGAGAGUGGCGAGCGAUGGCGCGAACGGAGCUGUUCGUGAAGCAGGCGGCGGCGUACGCGAGGGCGCGGCCGAACUAUCCCGCGACGCUCUUCCAGAUGCUGGCGGACGCUACGCAGCGGCACGAGCGGGCGUGGGACUGCGCGACGGGCAACGGGCAGGCGGCGGCGAUGCUGGCGGAGCAUUACGAGUCGGUGGUGGCCACCGACAUCAGCGACGGGCAGCUGGCGCACGCCGUCGCGCACCCGAGGGUCACGUACAGGAAGAUGCUGGCUGUGCCGGAGGACUCGCAGGAGCUCGAGCACACCGUCGGCCCGGCGGGCUCCGUGGACCUGGUCACGGUGGCGCAGGCCGUCCAUUGGUUCGAUCUGCCCGCCUUCUACAGCGUGGUGCGCCACGUCCUGCGCCGGCCCGGCGGCGUGCUGGCCGUCUGGUGCUACAAGCAGCCGCGCGUGUCCGCGGCCGUGGACGCGCUCUGCGACAAGCUCUACGAGCACGACUCGGCGCAGUAUUGGGACCCGGCGCGCGAGCUCGUCGACGCCGACUACCGCACGAUCCCGUUCCCCUUCGAGCCCGUGGACUCUCGCGGCGUGGGGCCGCACUUCAUGUCCAUGACCAAAGAGUGGACCCUCGACGAUUACUUGCAUUACUGGCGCUCCAACUCCGCCAUCCAGACCGCUCUGGACAAUGGCGUGGAUCUGCUCAGCGCCGAGGUUUGCGACACCUUCCUCCGCGCUUGGGGCCCUGCCGACAUCUCGCGAACCGUCACGUUCCCCAUGGCCCUGCUCAUGGGCACCGUCUCCGCUUCGUCGUAGCGACUGUCAGCGGUGGUCCGUAUCAGUAGUCAGAAAUCGCCAGGUGAUGCUCUGUGGCGGUCUUUGUCCGAGAGGGUGAUCUUCAAGGCUGUCUCUCUUUCUUCUACUGGCGUUGGGCUAUUGUCGGUGCGCUGUCCAUCUGACAACCAGCGACACUUUCAUGAUGUCCGAAGAGUGGAAUGGGGCACACUUACAGCCUCCUACAUGAAUAAAAGAUUUUGAAUAUGAGCUUC
Messenger RNA from Marchantia polymorpha subsp. ruderalis, 1373 nucleotides. The record is from the annotation of a GenBank genome assembly. NCBI's taxonomy places the organism in Eukaryota, Viridiplantae, Streptophyta, Marchantiopsida, Marchantiales, Marchantiaceae.